Molecule: messenger RNA, 362 nt
Organism: Anoplophora glabripennis (Asian longhorned beetle)
Lineage: Eukaryota; Metazoa; Arthropoda; Insecta; Coleoptera; Cerambycidae
Exons: 3
Coding region: 75-362 (95 amino acids)
Source: RefSeq, a predicted model, not a curated record
AUACUUCCAGUCACAGCCCCAUGAAGACAGUGUAACUAGAAGAUAUCUGCAUUGCAGGACUAACCCGGAUCACGAUGUCUGGACAGCAGGAGAGCAUAAACAACGUGGCAUCCACAGGACACGCCAGUCAUCAUAACAAAAGGCCCGUUGUCCUAAUUUACCCGACGGUUUCUCCAGAGACAGUGGUCAUCCCGAUCAUCUCCUGCAUCUUCGGCUUCCCCCUGCUCGCCCUGCUGGUGAUCUGCUGCCUGAGGAGGAGGGCCAAGAUGGCGCGGGAGCAGGCGCGUCGCCGCAACUGCGAUACAGAACACGGUACUUUCUCUAUAGUCAGGUUCAGCCCAAUACACUAUCUAGGUAACUAG